AUGACAUCCAUCACGCGCAACUCUUUCUCUUCCAACGAGGAGCGCCCCCGUCGCACCCACAGCCCUGUUCAGAUGUCCCGAUCGGGCUCUUCCGGCUCCACGAACUCCUACAGAAGCACCGACGACCGCCGUCGGUACGACAACACCGUCUACCACUACGGCCGACACUCAAACUACUGGCUCUUCGGCGGCUUUAGUGUUCGAGACACUGUCCGUGAUGGCGUCGACUGGAAUGCAGUCAUGCACAAGGCGAAUAUCAGCCUCCGGUACCCUCGACAACCCAUCCAUCCAUCCAUCCACCAGUCAGGCGUCUCUUUCGAUGAAUCGAUUAAACAGUCACCCCAGAAUGAAGAACGGUGCGAUAACCGGGUUAGAAAUAGCCCGCUCGCGGCUUUUUCAGGUUCAGAAACGGAGAACUCGGCAUCAUUCAACGGCCGUGGACAUCAGUCCGCGCUGCAUGAGGACUACGUCCCCUCUCUUUACCACUCUAGGUAGAUGCUAAGAAAUGAGAAAUUUGUUCUUCAGCCCAUCCGUGA
Messenger RNA from Aspergillus versicolor CBS 583.65, 536 nucleotides. RefSeq lists its product as uncharacterized. The transcript is spliced from 2 exons. The coding region runs from base 1 to 495 and encodes 164 amino acids. Lineage: Eukaryota; Fungi; Ascomycota; Eurotiomycetes; Eurotiales; Aspergillaceae. The record is from RefSeq and is a predicted model, not a curated record.